AUGGAAAAUGGCGAGACCAAAACACCGCCAAAAUCAUGGGCUAUGGUUGGUGGAGAUGGACCUCGUAGCUAUGCCCAAAAUUCUUCCUAUCAGAGGGGACUGUUGGACGUCGUGAAUGAAUUGAUAAAUGAAGGCAUCAAAGAUAAGCUUGACUUUAAAAGCCCUUGUUCUGAUUCUUCAAAUAUCUGCACUUUUCGAAUCGCAGAUUUUGGAUGUUCUGCUGGGCCGAAUACAUUCUUGGCAAUGGAGAAAAUCAUGGAAGCUGUGGAGCAGAAAUACCAAGCCCAGUUCCAAAACUCCCCGCCCUUAGAGUUCCAAGUUUUCUUCAACGAUGUCACGGCCAAUGAUUUCAACACUCUCUUCAAAACCCUUCCAUCAUAUCAAAAAUACUUCGCUGCUGGAGUGCCUGGUACUUUUUAUGGUCGUCUAUUCCCGAAGUCAACGCUCCAUCUUGCAUGCUCUUCCUAUUCCUUGCACUGGCUCUCUAAGGUUCCAGAGGAAGUUGUGGACACCAAAUCUCCAGCAUGGAAUAAGGGUAGCAUACAGUGCAGUGGAACUGCAAAAGAAGUAGCAAAAGCGUAUUCAGCUCAGUUCAAAACGGAUAUGGAUAACUUUCUGAAUGCUAGAUCUCAAGAAAUUAUUGGUGGAGGAUUGAUGGUGAUCAUAAUUCUCGGUCUUCCUGACGGAAUCCUUAUGUCUCAAACUCUAGCUGGAAUAUGCAAUGAGCUUUUCGGGUCUUGCCUCAUCGACAUGGCAAAAUUGGGAGUGAUUAGUGAAGAAAAGGUGGAUUCCUUUAAUUUGCCUCUGUACUACUCUUCUGCUAAGGAGUUGGAGGAGAUUAUAAAGAACAACGGACAUUUCUGUAUUGAGAGAAUGAACAUGCUGAAUCAUCCCAUGAUGAAAAGGAAAUUAGAUGUCCAGUUUGUUAUUUUGCAAUUUAGAGCUAUUUAUCAGGCACUAUUGGAAGAACACUUUGGAAGGGAUGAUGUUGACAAAAUAUUCGAAUAUUUUGCCAAGAAGUUUGCAGACAAUUAUAAGGGAUGA
Messenger RNA from Populus euphratica (Euphrates poplar), 1044 nucleotides. Its product is annotated as probable S-adenosylmethionine-dependent methyltransferase At5g38780. The coding region runs from base 1 to 1044 and encodes 347 amino acids. Gene Ontology annotation, molecular function: methyltransferase activity. The transcript has 3 exons. The record is from RefSeq and is a predicted model, not a curated record. Lineage: Eukaryota; Viridiplantae; Streptophyta; Magnoliopsida; Malpighiales; Salicaceae.